AUGUCCACCAACACAGACAUUUGGAUUUCCGGCGCCUUCGCCGUCGUGGUCGUCGACUUUCUCGUGUACCCUUUCGACACCUUGAAAACCCGCAUCCAGUCCCCCAAUUACACCAAGAUAUACAAGAACCCACAGACCGGAGCCGUGAACCGCUCUCUCCUCUUCAGGGGUCUUUACCAGGGCGUAGGAAGCGUUGUUUUGGCUACUAUCCCUGCUUCAGGAGCAUUCUUCACCACCUACGAAGCCCUAAAACACACCCUACACAAUCUCCCCUCCCAAUCCCAAUCAAUCCCACAACUCCAACUCCAACUCCCCACCCCCAUAAUCCACUCCCUCUCCUCCUGCACCGCAGAAGCAAUCUCCUGCUUCAUCAUCACUCCCGCAGAAGUCCUUAAGCAAAAUGCACAGGUGGUUACCACCACCCCCACUAACCCCACUAGCAAUCCCCAAGGUAAAGGUAAAGGUAAAGGUGGGAAAGUAGGUAGUGGCGCCCUCCUCCAAACCAUGGCUAGAUUCCGCUCCCAACCAUACAAACUCUGGAGUGGAUAUACAGCUCUCUUGGGGAGGAAUUUACCGUUUACGGGGUUGAAUUGGCCGGUUUUUGAGUAUUUGAGGUCGUGUUUUUCGGGGGUGGUUGUUGAGAGAAGGAGGAAGAAGGAGAACAAGAAAGGUACUACUGAUUUAAAUGGUGGUGGGAGUCUCGGUGGUGUGGAACACGCUCUUAUUACGGGGGUGUCGGCUGCUAUGGCGGGGACGGUCUCGUCUGUUGUUACGACGCCGGUGGAUGUGGUUAAGACGAGGAUGAUGUUAGGGGCUAGUUCUACCGGUUCUGCUGAUUCUGCUUCUGGGGAUGGAAAGGGGAGUAGGAAUGCGUGGGGGAUGGGGAAGAAGGUGGUUAGAGAAGAGGGUGUUAGAGGGCUCUUUAAAGGAGGGGCCAUUCGGUCGUUGUGGACGGCGGUGUCGUUUGGGAUUUAUCUAUGUAUGUAUGAGGGGGGAAGGGGGUUUUUGGAGAGAAGGAGGGAGGGAGAAUCGGAUUAG
Messenger RNA from Aspergillus sclerotioniger CBS 115572, 1038 nucleotides. RefSeq names its product putative mitochondrial carrier protein. Bases 1 to 1038 code for a protein of 345 amino acids. The record is from RefSeq and is a predicted model, not a curated record. Gene Ontology annotation, cellular component: mitochondrial inner membrane. The transcript has 3 exons. NCBI's taxonomy places the organism in Eukaryota, Fungi, Ascomycota, Eurotiomycetes, Eurotiales, Aspergillaceae. Gene Ontology annotation, molecular function: S-adenosyl-L-methionine transmembrane transporter activity.